CAAGUGGCGAGUGGGCUCAGGUGUGUGUCCUCAUGUCAAAACAUAGUUUAGGAUUAAAUCACGGGCCCGAUGAAAACAGCCACGGCGAAGUGGAGUUUGGUGUAGGCUAUAUCCAAGGCAACUCGAAAUAAAAGAACAUCUGCUAUGGCUCACAGAAUGGGCCAUAAGAGAACUGGGAGCAUCGAGCUGCUGGAGGUGUUUGGGGUGGUCAACGAGAAGGGCAGUCAGAAUCUUCUUCCCCCAGUGCACGACCCUCUGACUUAUGAUUAUGUGUUGGUGGCUAACAACUUGGGUGACAGCAACAGUGAGACCUUCAGGAAACAGGUGGCUUUCGUGAAUGCACUAAAGGAAAAGAAGCUGAAGAUAAUUAAAAUGGCAGGUGUUGUAGGUGAUGACAAAGUGUUCUAUGGGAUUAAAGCAGACAAUACGAUCUUUAAGAAGUACAGAAAACUAUUGAAGUUAUCUGACGCCUGUAACUGGAGUUAUGAACAGCAGGGGAAUGUCCCACUUUCCACAAGGAUAAGGAUUGUGAACUACAUCCUGAACAAUACCUAUAUUAGUGACCCAAGAGAAUACUUGCAAGACCUGAUCAAGAAGAAUGUAUUUGAGGCUGAGUUCUGCUUGCAUGAGAAAAAGGAGCAGAAGGCUCUGAUAAAAAGCUGGGCACGAUGGACUGCUUGUUUCCAAGGGCAACCAAUUACCAAUGUCAGGAACUACUUUGGUGAGAAGGUGGCUCUGUAUUACCUGUGGCUGGGUUGGUAUACCUUUCUGCUGAUACCUGCAGCUAUCCUUGGGAUUAUUGUGUUCCUCUAUGGAGUGGCCUUCUACCAGAGCAGCCCCUUAAUAAAGGAGGUGUGUGAAUCCAAAAUAGUCAUGUGCCCACUGUGUGACAAGACGUGCAAAGUGUGGAAGCUUUCAGACACAUGUACCUAUGCAAAGAUGAAUCUUCUCUUUGAUAACGAGGGUACAGUGGCAUUCGCCAUGUUCAUGGCUGUGUGGGCCACAGUUUUCCUGGAGUUCUGGAAGAGACACAGAGCCGCUUACGUGUGUGAAUGGAAGGUGUUUGACUGGUCAGAGGAAGUGGAGGAACUGAUUCUGGAGAUUGUAAACAACCCUGAGUGUGAACCCAAGCAGUACAAACACUCCUACCUGCGUAGUGUCCUAGUAAUGGUGUUUGUCACCCUUAUGAUGGUGCUGAUCAUUGGUCUGGCCCAUGCCCUGGUUGUGUUCAGAGUGAUAGCUGCAGUUCAGCUGACAGAGUACCUGGGCGAUAACGCCAGCAUUGCAGCUCUCAUGAUGGGAGCCGUACUACACUACUUCACCAUCACCAUCAUGACACGGGUCAACCGGUUAGUGGCCAUCAAGCUGUGUGACAUUGAGCGGGUACGUACUCAUGCUGGCAGGGAAAGCAGCUUCACAGUGAAGAUGUUCACCUUCCAGUUCUUCACCCUCUUCUCCUCCCUCAUUUACACGGCCUUCUUCCUGGGCAGGAUAAAUGGCCAUCCGGGAGCCUACGUUAGGAUAGAGGGUAAAUGGAGGCUGGAGGAGUGUCACCCAGGAGGCUGUCUGACUGACCUGUUUAUUCAGAUGGCCAUCAUCAUGAUCCUGAAGCAGAGCAUCAACAAUGUGUUUGAGUUUGCUGGGCCCUGGUUCACUCGCUGGUUCAAGCGGAGGAAGUUGCAACGGCAGAAGUGGAAGUGUGCAAACUGCUAUAUUAAGGAAAACCAGGAGUCCAAGCCGGGUAUAGAGCUUUGUGACAACUGCAAGCUGCAGGACGUGCAACGCAACUACCAGCUCAACAAAGUGGACUCCUUCAGCCUCUUCAAUGAGUUCCUGGAGAUGGUAAUCCAGUUCAGCUUCACCACCAUCUUUGUGGCAGCCUUCCCUCUGGCUCCUUUCCUCGCGCUUCUUAACAACAUCAUCGAGAUCCGGCUGGACGCCAUCAAGAUGGUGAGCCUGGAGCGCCGCCUAGUGCCAGAGAAGACUAACAACAUCGGUGUGUGGACUGGUGUGUUGGAAGCAGUGGGAGUGUUUGCAGUCAUUGCUAACGGGCUGGUGAUUGGUAUUUCGUCUGACUUCAUCCCUCGACUGGUGUAUCGGUAUUACUACGGGCCGUGCUACAACUCUACUGCGCCAGACGUCAACUGUAUGGCUGGCUACAUCAACAAUACACUGUCCAUAGUGCAGGUGAAUGACACACGGGUCAUCCAUGAUUUCCUUCCUAAUCAGCUAAUGAUAGAUAAUGACACGAGUGUGACUCAUUGCAGCUACAAAGACUACCGCAGCAGUGAGGACUACAGCCUAACCCCACAGUUUUGGCUCAUCUUAGCUACGAGACUGGCCUUUGUCAUACUGUUUGAGCAUGUAGUGGUGAUUUCUAUGUUCAUUGCUGCCUGGUUUGUUCCAAGUUCAUCGCUUCAGGUGAAAAACAUCAGACUCGAGGAAAGGCUGAAGAGACUGAAGGAAGAGUUCACUUGUGAGACGAAUUGUAAUGGCUUUGUUGAUUGUUAGUCAGCCCCACAUAAGUCAUUCAUCUUCUAAGAGGGUUGUAAAUGAUCGGUGAAAUGGUCUGAAUUUAGCCGUUUUCCUGAGAUGGCAGUUUUUAGUUUUUUUUUAAGGCAAAGUUUCAAGUAUGUCUUGUCUCUGUGAGGAGCUUACAGCCAACACCUGUGCCCCAUUUCUACUUCAGUACUAUAGCUGACUUGUAGUGUGGUGGACUUCAAUUUUCUUUACUGCCCAGUGUUAAAGCUGUAGCUAUAUUCCUAAAAUAGUUUUUAUUUUUCAUGAUAAAUAUUGAUGCACAAGGACACCUGUGAUCUUGAUUAUUUCAUGCAGACUGUCAUGCUUAGAGUCCAUUCAGUAAACAUUUUGGGUUUACCUUCACUUGUACCAUAUUCCCACACGACUCUGACAUGUGUCUUGUCCUCAAUGAACUUUUGAACUCCUGGUGUCUUGACAAGCGAAUAAGUCUGUUAUGUCCAUACUCAAGAAAACUGAAGAAGAAAAUGAAGUGGCAGCACUAAAUCAAAUGACAGGGAGGUAGAUACAACUCAAGGCAAAAUACCUAACCUAUCCUACUUUUACUAACAGGGCUGGAAUCAGGACCUGAAGGAAGUGAUUAAAGAAAAGAAAAGAUAACUGAGAAUUGGACAAUAUCAGCUCACCCAUUGUGACAAUUUGAGUUAUCUGCCUGGUCAGGUCAGCCUGGUCUGAAGCUACACCUCGGCUGCAAUGUUUUGAGGAACAGUUUAACUGUUCAACAACCCGACCUCUGUGAACCCCUCUGUACUGCAACUGUUUUAUCUGUUUAAUAAUGAUUCAGCAUCACUGUAACAUUGUAAUGAAGUUUUAAUGAACACUGCCCUUCACCGGGGAUUUAUACAAUGACACUGUUUUAUAUUGUAAAUAGUUGUUUAUAGGCUUUAUAGGCUUUGCACAUGAUGCAAUGUGUUGUGUGUGCAAUAUGUUGCAAAUAGCCUAUUGAUACCAUUUCGGGGAAAUUAAAGAAUUAC
Clupea harengus (Atlantic herring) is the source of this 3512-nucleotide messenger RNA. Its product is annotated as anoctamin-9. The record is from RefSeq and is a predicted model, not a curated record. Gene Ontology annotation, molecular function: protein dimerization activity; chloride channel activity. Gene Ontology annotation, biological process: chloride transmembrane transport. NCBI's taxonomy places the organism in Eukaryota, Metazoa, Chordata, Actinopteri, Clupeiformes, Clupeidae. Gene Ontology annotation, cellular component: plasma membrane.